AUGUGGAGUCUUGGUAUCGAUCUCGGCGGCAGUAAGAGUGCAGCAGCCAACUCUCCACCACCGCUACCCUCACCGACGCUCUUCAGUCCCAAACCAGCCGUCACCAUUUCUUUCUCAGUCUUCAAGCAGUCCUUUGCCACCAAUGUCAAUUACUUGAAGAGAAGGUUCUCCUCGGGGGACCUUUCCUCCGAGUUUGACGAUGAGGGCGAGGUGCAGCAGGUCCCACCAACUGCCCAAUCGCAGGCCCCUCCAACGGCCCAGCAGGCGGCUGCCGGUGUCUCGGGACCCGCCGCUCCCCAACAACAGCAGCAGGGCGACCUGAGCCUCAACCUGCGACCAAGCAGUCGCACCACCAGUGCGCCCUCGUCCCCCGCCAAGACCAGGGAGAGUCUGCUGCAGAGGGUGCAAUCCCUGACGGGACAGGCCCAGGAGAGAGGAGCGGCCAUCCUGAGCGCAGUGCCUGGAGCCUCGAUAAGGCCCUCAUACAACAAGGAGCGCUGCUUCACCCUGCUAGUCAUUGAUGACCAAAACACCGACUGGUCUAAAUAUUUCCGAGGAAAGCGUUUGCACGGCGAUUAUGACAUUCGAGUGGAGCAGGCGGAAUUCCGCGAGUUGUCUCUGACCGCGAGCGCCGAAAGCGGGUCCAUGGUGUCAAUGGCCGUGUUUCGGAACGGCACCAGGGUCGCUCGUUCCUUCAAGCCGGACUUUGUGCUCGUGAGACAGAACCUCCGAGACGCUGGCGAAGACUACAAGAACCUGCUGCUUGGCUUCAAAUUCGGCGGCGUGCCCGCCAUCAACACCAUCAACGCAAUUUACAAUUUCCAAGACAAGCCUUGGGUGUUCGCGCACUUGCUGCAAAUCCAGCAGCGUCUUGGCAAGGAUAACUUUCCGCUGAUCGAUCAAGUGUAUUACCCAUACGCUCGGGACAUGCUAAGCUCAUCCCGCUACCCCGUGGUAUUCAAAGUGGGCCACGCGCACAGCGGCCUCGGAAAGGUCAAAGUUGAGACGCCAUCGGACUUCCAGGACAUGGCCAGCGUCGUGUCCGUGGCCGGCACCUACUGCACCACUGAGCCUUUCAUCGACGCUAAGUACGACAUCCACAUCCAGAAAAUCGGCCAAAACUACAAGGCAUUCAUGCGUAAAUCGAUCUCGGGCAACUGGAAAACCAACACCGGCUCGGCCAUGCUGGAGCAAAUUCAAAUGACUGAUCGCUACAAGUCGUGGAUUGACGCCGUGUCCGAGAUGUACGGUGGCCUGGACAUCUGCGCUCUUGAGGUGGUGGUCGGCAAGGACGGCCGCGAGUUCGUCAUCGAGGUCAACGACUCGGCACUCAGUCUGAUGGGCGACUCCCAGGAGGAGGACAGGAGACACAUCGCCGACCUGGUUGUCUUCAGAAUGCAGAGUGCCACACGACCUGCCAACCAGGGUCCUCCACAACAGCCUGCGCCAAAACUUCCAACACUGCCCUCGGCAGGUGCAAUCGCGCCCCCGAUUCCGCAGCGCUCAUCUGUCUCUAGUCAGGGCGCGAUGUCGCCGAACGAAGAAAGGGCGGCCCUAGGACUGAGCACCGACUUGCCACCAUCGACCUCUCCGGGCAGGGAGCCUAUUCAGCGCCGCGAUUCUCAAGCCUCUCAGUCAAGCAAUAUCAGCAGCGUGUCCGGUCAGAAGGACGGCAGCAGACCUGCGUUUGGACGUCAGGGCAGCCAGCAGCAGCAACCAACGGACGACAACGAGGACACAAUGAAGAACCUGCGCAAGACGUUCGCUGGCAUCUUCGGUGAGAUGUAAAAAAACGACCGGGAGACAAUAUACAAAAGUCAUGUAAUACCACAACAACACUAACUAACAUUCGUAUGUAUGAAAAUUACUAUCAUGUUCUUUGAAGCUGCUAGAGGAAAACAUAGUCCCAUUUUAUUAGGGUAGAUGUCUUGUAGCGCGGGGUUGCGAACGGAUCAAAGUCGCCAUAUCAGAAAUGAUUUAAAAGGAAACAGCACAAUCUGGAGCACAUCCAAAGGAAAAAAUAUCAGACAUCAAAGCCGAAAUUCUAAUUAAAAGGUUAAAGCAUUUCAUAAUAUUUUAUAAAAUUGAGUUUUCAAAACUGCCAAAUGAAUUUAUGAAUUUUUAUCCAACUUUCACUUUUUAAUUAAACAUGUACUCCGGGAAAAUAAUCUCUUAGAUAUAUUAAUAGUUCAAAAGAAUGGCAAUAAAAAUGUGUAACUAUUGUAUUAAUACAAAAACUGGAGGUGACAACAGAAAUUAAAACAGACACUAUCGAACGGGCAGUGCACCAUUUUAUGUAAAAAAAUUACAACGAAACGGACUGUUUGUGAAAAUUGGAGUUGGAGAUAUUAAAAGACGAGAAUUAAUAAUUCCACGCGUAGGCGGACUGUUUAAGUCAAAUUAUCAGCCCCAAUGUCUUCUUAUGUGAGAUGGAAAAGGAAGACUUUUUCAAAAUCUCCUCGCAGCCCCUCAUAACAUAUUAGCGCGGAUCAUUCCAAACGAAAAUUGAAGAAAAAAUAAAACAAAUCGCAACCAAGAAUAAAAAAAAUAACCGCAUAGCAUUAUACAUAACAUAAUCCACGAAACGUUAAAUGUGUGUAAAGAAAGGGAAAGAAAAAAUGAAUUAAUCGCGCAUAUAUAUUGACUCGCUCUCAGUCGUUCAUAAAUAACACAAGUUAUCAUGUAUGAAAAUGAAUGGUGUUUAAUAAACAAUAAAUAAUUAUUGAUGUGCUUGGAAUUUCCGUUAAUGUAACUGCACACGUGUACAUGUGUGUAUGGUUUUGUUGAAAACAAAAAGCUUAAAAAAAGCAAGGGCAAUUGAUUAAAAUAAGUAUAUAUGUGUACAUGACGUUGUUCUUUUACCUCUGUGAUAAUUAAUUAUCAACAACAAUUAUUGUGUUGAUUCUUAUCAGAAGUGUGAAACUUUCUGCUGAUGUUGACGUUAUAUUUUCACCCUCACCCCCGGCGAGUGGAUCUAUUCAUUGAAUAAUUAUUAAAAAUUAAACAAAAUAUGUGAGUAGCGAAAGUUGAAACUUAAAAUAUUAUGUAAUUGUUGUUGUUUAUUACAAUUAUUAUUAUACCUGCUGACAAAUUUGAGUUCUUCGGUCCAGAAAUUUUAAAAAUCUGGAACAAAAAAUUUUUUUUUCUUAAAUUUAAAUUUCCAGAUCAAAAUAACAGUUUUGAUAAAACUGAAUUGAGAUAGUUGAAAAAUAGUCUUUUUUUGGGUCCAGAUUUUGAAAUUUCUAGGCAAGACCUCACCAAAAUCCAAUAUAAUACUAUACGCAAGUUGUAAAAAUGCGUAGAAACUGAAAAGGAAUGGUUUCAGUUUGUUUAUAACGAUGCAAUUAUUAUUGUAAUGGACAAUUUCUGACGCGUGACGAUAUUUGAUGACGACUACAAAACGCUCUUCUCUAUUGAUCUCUCUCAAACUAAUGUUAAAUAGUUUUAGUGCUGAAAUAUAAUUGAUCUCAAAUGAUUCUCUAACGAUUAAAUACGCAAGCAAACAUACCAAAGAUACAGGAAUGCAUUUUGGCGUAGGCAGGCAUAAAAAAAAAUAUAUGGGCCUAAUUAAAUAAACUAAAAAUUCAAAUCAGACGUGAAUUACAGCUGAACAUUUGCAUUAAAAUAUAUUUUUCUGCUGUGUUCAUGAAUGAGCUAAAAAAUAUAAAAAUAACUAAAAUCUGAUUUAGUUGGUUGAGCAGCUCAAAACACAAUAAUAAUAAAAAAAAAAGCAGAAGAAGAAGAAUGUUCGCACCCGCCUGCGCCCAUAAUUAGAUGUGAAAAAAAGGCACACUGAUACAAUAAAAAAGACAAAAAUAAACCGCGCAUAUAAUUUUAUUUUUAUUUUGCAGAAUAAUUUAUUCAUG
Messenger RNA from Neocloeon triangulifer, 3866 nucleotides. It is a transcript of the gene Syn, whose product is annotated as synapsin. Bases 1 to 1788 code for a protein of 595 amino acids. The record is from RefSeq and is a predicted model, not a curated record. Gene Ontology annotation, molecular function: ATP binding; metal ion binding. Gene Ontology annotation, biological process: neurotransmitter secretion. NCBI's taxonomy places the organism in Eukaryota, Metazoa, Arthropoda, Insecta, Ephemeroptera, Baetidae. Gene Ontology annotation, cellular component: synaptic vesicle membrane; synaptic vesicle. The transcript is spliced from 9 exons.